AUGAACUGCGCAAGCCCAGUCUCAGCAGCGAAGCUGUUUGUGCAGCUUGCACCAUCCAGAUGCGCCACGCCGCCGGUGCUUGACUUCCUACUGCCUCGGGGUGGUCAGGCUGCUGUGGCCACUGCCUCCAAGAGAGUACAACGCGCUGUCACAAGGGUGUCGUGGAGGGCGUCACGAGGUGACCUGUAUACGUCCAGGUCGCUGCCAGCAUCACCGCGUGUCCCAUCACUCAGCUCUACCAGAAGGUUCACCCAGGUUGCCUAUAACCCCCAGACCGAUGAGGAUGGCAAUGAGAUGAAGCUGGAAAUAACGCCCAGGGCAGCAAAGCGUCUAUCCGACAUCAUGAAGAAGGAAGACAACCCCCACCUGGCCCUCCGCAUCCAGGUCGAGUCCGGCGGCUGCCACGGCUUCCAGUACCUCAUGUCCCUCGUCACCCUGCCCUCCGCCCUACCGUCCCAGCCCGCCGAUGGCGCCGAGCCAGCCGAGCAUCCCGGCGAGGGCGACGACUCGGGCGAGAUCAGGGAGGACGACACGAUCUUCACCCACACCAAGGAGGAAACUGCCUCAGACGAGGUGGACCUGUCUGCGCCCAAGAUCAUACUCGACCAGCCGUCGCUGGAGCUUCUCAAGGGGAGCAAGGUCGACUAUACCAUGGAGCUGAUCGGGUCGCAGUUCAAGAUCGUGGAUAAUCCGGCUGCGACGUCGAAUUGUGGCUGUGGGAGCUCGUUCGACAUUAAAGGGUUGUAA
Messenger RNA from Cryphonectria parasitica EP155, 747 nucleotides. RefSeq lists its product as uncharacterized. The coding region runs from base 1 to 747 and encodes 248 amino acids. Gene Ontology annotation, cellular component: mitochondrion. Lineage: Eukaryota; Fungi; Ascomycota; Sordariomycetes; Diaporthales; Cryphonectriaceae. The record is from RefSeq and is a predicted model, not a curated record. The transcript has 3 exons. Gene Ontology annotation, molecular function: 2 iron, 2 sulfur cluster binding; iron ion binding; 4 iron, 4 sulfur cluster binding. Gene Ontology annotation, biological process: iron-sulfur cluster assembly.